Molecule: messenger RNA, 2844 nt
Organism: Rana temporaria (common frog)
Lineage: Eukaryota; Metazoa; Chordata; Amphibia; Anura; Ranidae
Gene: GTF3C3
Product: general transcription factor IIIC subunit 3
Exons: 19
Coding region: 128-2779 (883 amino acids)
Biological process (GO): transcription by RNA polymerase III
Cellular component (GO): transcription factor TFIIIC complex
Molecular function (GO): protein binding
Source: RefSeq, a predicted model, not a curated record
AGUCUCCGCCCCGCCCCCGGUCACAUGACGUCACCUCCGUUGCCUCCUCCCAGUGCCCGGGAUCAGCGUCUUCCGUGGUGCGGACGGGAUUCUGAGGUCCGGAGGAAGCUCCCCUCCCCCUCUCACAAUGUCUGGGUUCAGCCCGGAGCUCAUCGAUUACCUGGAGGGGAAGAUCUCUUUCGAGGAAUUCGAGAAACGCAGAGAAGUGCGACAAGCCAAUGAGAGGAAGGGUCCGGGCGAGUCGAACGAGGGGGGCGAAGCAGACCGAGCCGAAGGUCCUGACACUGAGGAUCCCGGGGUGCCGUCCACAUCCCAGCAACUGCGCCCAGAGAACACGCCGCGCCCGGAGGAUACCGAAGAAACCUCAGAUGGCGUCAGCAAGUCCGUUCAGCGCGCGUUUGCGUCCAUGCUGGGAGAAGAUGACGGGGGGGAGGAGGAGGAUGAGGACGAUGAAGGGGACGAUUGUUCUGAGCAGCUCUCUGCCGGGGACGUCUUUGCUCUGGAAAUGCAACUGGACCGAGAAAACAAGAAGAUGAUGAAGGCUAGAAGGCCGCGCAGCAAACUGCCGAGAGCUCUCAGGGGCCUCAUGGGAGAGGCCAACAUCCGCUUUGCUCGGGGAGGGCGGGAGGAAGCCAUUAUGAUGUGUAUGGAAAUCAUUAGACAAGCUCCUCUGGCCUACGAGCCUUUCUCCACUCUGGCGAUGAUCUAUGAGGACCAGGGGGACAUGGAGAAGUCUCUGCAGUUUGAGCUGAUCGCUGCCCAUCUGAACCCCAGUGAUACUGAAGAGUGGGUGAGACUGGCAGAGAUGUCCUUGGAACAGGAUAACAUCAAGCAAGCCAUCUUUUGCUACUCCAAAGCGCUGAAGUACAACCCUACAAACGUCCGUUACCUGUGGGAACGAUCGAGCCUUUAUGAGCAGGUGGGAGAACACAAACUGGCCAUGGAUGGAUACCGCCGGAUCUUGAAUCUUUUGUCUCCGUCCGAUGGAGAACGCUUCAUGCAGCUGGCAAGAGACAUGGCAAAGAGUUAUUAUGAAACGAACGACGUCGCCUCGGCCAUCGUCAUCAUCGAAGAAGCUUUUUCCAAACACCAGAAUCUGGUUGCGAUAGAAGAUGUGAAUAUCGCGGCGGAGCUCUACAUCUCCAACAACCAGUAUGACAAAGCUCUGGAGGUCAUAACACAGUUUUCCGGAAUAACUAUGAACAAGAAAGAGACCGCAAGCCCCGAGGACAGUUCAGAAACUGUUAUCUGCCGCGUCCCGGAAGGCGUCCCGAUUGAUAUCACAGUGAAGAUGAUGCUUUGUUUGAUUCACCUGAACAUCCUGGAACCCGUCGGGCCGAUGCUGACGUCCCUAAUGGAGCAGAAUCCGGAGGAAGUGGGGGACUUGUAUCUGGAUGUGGCCGAGGGGUAUAUUGACAUCGGAGAAUAUAAUUCUGCUUUGCCCCUCCUGGGCGCUUUGGUGUGCUCCGAAAAAUAUAACAUGGCUGUGGUGUGGCUGCGCCAUGCAGACUGUUUGAAGGCACUCGGUCAUAUGGAAAAAGCCGCGGAGAGUUACGCCAAGGUGGUGGAGAUGGCACCGCUACACUUGGAUGCCAGGAUUUCCCUUUCUACUCUUGAACAACAGUUGGGACAUCCUGAGAAAGCUCUGGAAGCUUUGGAACCCAUGUACGACCCGGAUACACUGGCACAAGAUGCCAACGCUGCUCAGCAGGAACUUAAGCUUCUUCUGCAUCGGUCAACCCUUCUCUACUCUCAGGGAAAAAUGUAUGACUAUGUGGAUACUUUACUCACCAUGCUUGCUAUGCUUCUGAAGAUGGCAAUGAAUCGAGCCCAAGUAUGUCUGAUUUCAAGUUCAAAGUCUGGAGAAAGACAUUUGUAUCUGAUAAAAGUGUCAAGGGAUAAAAUCUCUGCAAGUGAUGAACAGGAGAUCGCAAAUUCUGAUGCAAAAGCAAUCUUCAGUGUACUGACCAGCGUGCUCAACAAGGACGACUGGUGGAAUCUCCUUCUAAAAGCCAUUUACGCCCUCUGUCACCUCAACCGCUAUAAAGAAGGGGAGCUGCUUGUGGAUUCCUCCCUGGAGUAUUAUUCCUUUUAUGAUGACCGACCGAAAAGGAAAGAGCUGGAAUAUUUCGGUCUCUCCACUGCUAUUCUUGACAAGAAUUUCCGAAAGGCGUACAACUAUAUAAGGUUGAUGUUGAUGGAGAACGUGAACCGGCCGCAGCUCUGGAACGUCUUCAAUCAGGUGACCAUGCAUUCCCAGGACGUGCGGCACCAUCGCUUCUGCCUCAGGCUCAUGCUGAAAAAUCCCGACAAUCUGGCCCUGUGCGUCCUGAGCGGCCACAACGCGUUCGUGUCCGGGAGCUUCAAACACGCGCUCGCUCAGUACGUCCAAGCCUUCCGGAUAAAGUCUGAAGAUCCAAUGCACUCUCUCUGCAUCGGAUUAACUUUCAUUCAUAUGGCAUCCCAAAAGUUUGUGUUGAAAAGACACGCCCUCCUUGUACAGGGAUUUUCCUUUUUGAAUCGAUAUCUUGACUUGCGCGGCCCUUGCCAGGAAACCUAUUAUAACAUCGGCCGUGCCCUGCACCAGAUGGGUCUGACGUACCUCGCUAUUCAUUACUACCAGCAGGCUCUGGAGCUUCCACCACUUCAGCUAGAGGGGAUUAGUGAUGACCAAGUGGACCUAAGGAGAGACAUUGCCUUCAAUCUUUCUCUCAUUUACCAGAGCAGUGGCAACACAGAAAUGUCUCGAAGGCUUUUGUUUACUCAUUGUAUCAUAUAGCGUGUUUUUUUUAUUUUUUUAUUUAUGGUAUGGAUAAUAAAUCUUUUUGUAUAUAAAAAUGUCAA